Molecule: messenger RNA, 810 nt
Organism: Sycon ciliatum
Lineage: Eukaryota; Metazoa; Porifera; Calcarea; Leucosolenida; Sycettidae
Product: calcineurin subunit B type 1-like
Exons: 6
Coding region: 139-651 (170 amino acids)
Biological process (GO): protein dephosphorylation; calcineurin-mediated signaling
Cellular component (GO): calcineurin complex
Molecular function (GO): calcium ion binding; phosphatase binding; calcium-dependent protein serine/threonine phosphatase regulator activity
Source: RefSeq, a predicted model, not a curated record
AAAUCGGAAGGCAGCUACAGAUAGGAAGGCGCGUGGGUCUUGCCAACGUCUUCUCCAUUUCCUUGUAUUGGUGGUUUGGAAAGUGAAAGCUGUUUGAUUCGGAUUCUCUUUGGAAGACAGCAGCGGGUCAGCAGAAUAAUGGGCAACGGGCUGAGUCUUCCCGAUGACCUCGAAACCCACUUUGACAAUGAGGAGAUUGCUAGGCUGGGAAAGCGCUUCCGCAAGCUGGACAAGGACAGCUCAGGAUCACUGACCGUGGAUGAAUUCAUGUCACUGCCAGAAUUACAGCAGAACCCACUGGUCACAAGAGUAAUUGACAUCUUUGACACAGACCGCAACGGCGAGGUUGACUUCAAGGAAUUCAUUGAGGGAAUGUCUCUCUUCAGCUCAAAAGGCGACAAUGAGUCGAAGCUCAAGUUUGCCUUCAGAAUCUACGACAUCGACAAGGACGGAUACAUCUCCAAUGGCGAGCUCUUCCAAGUUCUCAAGAUGAUGGUUGGCAACAACCUGAAGGAUGUACAGCUUCAGCAGAUUGUCGACAAGACAAUCAUGUAUGCAGACAAGGAUGGUGAUGGCCGAAUCUCUUUUGAGGAGUUUAUAGCGAUUGUUGGAAACAGUGACGUCUCGUCGAAGAUGGUGGUAGAUGUCUGAGGAUACCUCUGGAAUUAGAUCUUUUCUUCUAUGUAUAUAAUUUUCAUCAGAUUAGUAUAGACCUAGACCAUGACCUACCAAUCAUUAUUGUCGUGCUGUAACUUGGUGUGUGCUACGUGUGCUGGUGCAAGCUUUGAAUAGUGUGUGCAAGACCUGUAA